Messenger RNA from Pelagomonas calceolata, 1178 nucleotides. The record is from the annotation of a GenBank genome assembly. NCBI's taxonomy places the organism in Eukaryota, Pelagophyceae, Pelagomonadales, Pelagomonadaceae.
AUGCGGCGCCUCGCCUGGCUCGUCUUGGCGACGGCCCGCGCGGCCCCGGACACCGACACGCUCCUCGCCCGCGCCGCCGCCCUCGAACGCUGGGUCAACCGCACCGGCCCCGCGCCGGCGAGCUGGACCAUCUAGUAUUGAAAAGCGUCCCUCACGAGCCUGACGUGGCCGCGCUGCUCCGACGCGCCGCCGCGCUCGACGCCUGGUGGGACAAGGGCACGCCGCCGCCGGCCUGGACCGUCUCGGGAGCGACACAGGUCCGUCAACCGUGGCGCCGCAUCGGCGCGCAGGCCAACGCGAAGGUCGUCUACCGCGCGACCGUCGACCGCGACCGCGGCGCCGGCGUCUACGGCAUCGAGUCGGUCGUCGUGAAACGAAGCCAGAAAUCAAGUGAUGCGGGCGGCGGCACUUUAUAUCUGGAAAUGCUGUACCUCGAGGUUCUCCGGGGCGCGCCGGGCGUUCCUCGGUUAUACGGCGCGUGGCGUGACGGCAAGCACGUCACUUAUGUGGUUGGCGAUUGUGGGGACCCCAUCGGAAAAGGUCCGCCCGAGUAUGGGACCGCGCCGACCGUGCUCUCGGACGCGUUCCGACGUAAAGCUGAGGCGCAGCCGUUGCAACUGGCGCGGUCACUGCUCGCGUGCUUCCGGUCGUGGGCCUCGACAGGCCACCUCCAAAAUUCGUUCAAGGCCGAGCAGUUCACGAUGACUUAUAAAGGUGAGGUCUUCAUGGUCGACGGACCGCGGUUAUUGGCGAAUGCCCCGCUCGGCGAGGCCGUCCUGCGGACCUGGGGCAGCAAGCUCGGCGAGAGCGCGUUGCAGAAGUUCCUGAAUGCACAGCGUGUCAAGUGCGAAACGGACGACGACUGCCCUCCCACAAAAAAUAAUCACUCGUGCCGCCGCCCGGGGUCCUGCGAGGCCGGCGCGCGCGGCGCGCCCGAGGCGCGCGGGAAGUGUCUCGAGGGCACGUGUGCGCUUCUUUCCGAAAAGACACACGUCUACGACGUCGCCAACAGACCGUGGCUGCUCCCUUACAUCGCGGACCGAGCGACGGGCGGCGACCGGGCCUUUUUGCUCGCCUUGAUCCGCCACGCGUCGGCCGAGGAUCCAGACGACCGGCCGUCGUUCGCGGAGCUUGUUGGGGCGAUCGAUCGUCGCGUCGAUGGCGUAACCGUGAAUUAA